AGGCAGGGUGCAAAAGGGAGAGAUCGGGUGCGAGGCGCAAAAGCCUACAGCACCCGGUAUUCCCAGGCGGUCUCCCAUCCAAGUACUAACCAGGCCCGACCCUGCUUAGCUUCCGAGAUCAGACGAGAUCGGGCGCGUUCAGGGUGGUAUGGCCGUAGACGCCUGGCCCCGCUCCUAGCGGCCCCAAGAGCAUGCAGGGCGGGCGCGACGUCGGCGGCGGCGGCGGCGGCGGCGGCGGCAGCUGCAAGUUGGGCUGCAGGGGCAGCGCAUACACUACAAUGGCUGCUGGAAAGAGGCGUAAGGAAACAAUUUCCAGGCCCGCCGCGUCCAGCCCGAAAUAUGAGAAAAAAAUUAUUAGAAAUUCCGCGGGCGGUGUAAAGGCGGCGGACGGGCCGGAGAGAGGAUGUUAAAGCCCCGCGGUUGCCUCUUGGUGCUGCCUUGGCGGUAUUGGGCACCCAGAAUGCUUCAUUCUGUGAUGGUCUAUUAAUAAGGUUGUCUUGCUAGAGUUUGGAACAGGGCUCCAGAUUGGCCAAAAUGGGAAGGAUUGAAUUCUGCUCUCUUCUACGAAGAGUUAAUGGGACUGGCUAAGAUCAAAGUCUGAGGCUUUUUUCCAUCUGUAAUCAGUCCCUUUUUGCUUUCUUUUACGACCACAUGAAACUUGAGAAGCCACCUAAAGCUAUAUCAUUUAGUGGAGUUGGGCAGUUCCCAAGUGUCCAACAAGAAGGCCUGGUUUAGGCUGCGAUGGCCACUGUCAUUCCUGGUGAUUUGUCAGAAGUAAGAGAUACCCAGAAAGUCCCUUCAGGGAAACGUAAGCGUGGUGAAACCAAACCAAGAAAAAACUUUCCUUGCCAACUGUGUGACAAGGCCUUUAACAGUGUUGAGAAAUUAAAGGUUCACUCCUACUCUCACACAGGAGAGAGGCCCUACAAGUGCACACAGCAAGACUGCACCAAGGCCUUUGUUUCUAAGUACAAAUUACAAAGGCACAUGGCUACUCACUCUCCUGAGAAAACCCACAAGUGUAAUUAUUGUGAGAAAAUGUUCCACCGGAAGGACCAUCUGAAGAAUCACCUCCACACACAUGACCCCAACAAAGAGACGUUCAGAUGCGAAGAGUGUGGCAAGAGCUAUAACACCAAGCUUGGCUUUAAACGGCACCUGGCCUUGCACGCGGCAACCAGCGGUGACCUCACCUGCAAGGUCUGCUUGCAGACUUUCGGAAGCACAGCUGUGCUGCUGGAGCACCUUAAAUCUCACGCAGGCAAGUCAUCUGGGGGGGUGAAGGAGAAGAAGCACCAGUGCGAGCACUGUGACCGCAGGUUCUACACCCGGAAGGAUGUGCGGAGACACAUGGUGGUGCACACAGGAAGAAAGGACUUCCUCUGUCAGUACUGUGCACAGAGAUUUGGACGAAAGGACCACCUCACUCGACAUAUGAAGAAGAGUCACAAUCAAGAGCUCCUGAAGGUUAAAACCGAACCAGUAGAUUUCCUGGAUCCAUUUACCUGUAAUGUGUCUGUGCCUAUAAAAGAUGAACUCCUCCCGGUGAUGUCCUUACCUUCCAGUGAACUGUUGUCGAAGCCAUUCACAAACACUUUGCAGUUAAACCUUUAUAACACUCCAUUUCAGUCGAUGCAGAGCUCGGGGUCUGCCCACCAAAUGAUCACAACUUUACCUUUGGGAAUGACCUGCCCCAUAGAUAUGGACGCUGUUCAUCCCUCUCACCACCUUUCUUUCAAAUACCCAUUCAGUUCUACCUCAUACGCAAUUUCUAUUCCUGAAAAAGAGCAGCCAUUAAAGGGGGAAAUUGAGAGUUAUCUGAUGGAAUUACAAGGUGGUGCGCCCUCCUCAUCCCAGGAUUCUCAAGCAUCAUCAUCUAAGUUAGGAUUGGAUCCUCAGAGUGGUUCCCUAGAUGAUGGCGCAGGGGACCUCUCCCUGUCCAAGAGUUCCAUUUCUAUCAGUGACCCCCUCAACACACCAGCAUUGGAUUUUUCUCAGUUGUUUAACUUCAUACCGCUAAAUGGUCCUCCUUAUAAUCCUCUGUCAGUGGGGAGCCUUGGGAUGAGCUAUUCCCAAGAUGAAGCACAUUCUUCUGUUUCUCAGCUCCCUACACAAACACAGGAUCUUCAAGAUCCUGCAAACACCAUAGGUCUUGGUUCUCUGCACUCACUGUCAGCAGCCUUCACCAGCAGUUUAAGCACAAGCACCACCCUGCCUCGCUUCCAUCAGGCAUUUCAGUAGGAUCUGUCUGGGUCAUGGAUUUCUUACAGAGGUGUAUGUGUAGCCCUGCCUUAGAUGCCCAUUUUUAUUUUAGUGCCUACUUUAAGACCGUAUAAAAAUUUCUGCUGUUGUAGAAUACCGGUUUCAUUAAGCCCAUUAAUAAUAGAAACUAGCUUCUUAAGUGAGCUUUGGAACCAUCCAUGUUCAGCCGUGUGCACCCGGCUCUUUGGUCCUGAUUCUCUGUCAGUUGCCAUAGUCUCUAGCUUAUUUCAUGUAGGAACACCAUUAUUAUCGAUGUGAUAUCUCAAGCCCCGUGUUCACUUGAUUUUUCGACCUGAAAAUUUUCAUUUUUGUCCAAUAACAAUGGACAUUUGACAUUUGGCUCAUUUUUUACAAGUACGCUAUAGGAUAUAAAUCUUCUGAAAUGUGUGUGAAUAACUUGAGUCAAAUUUUAUGCUAGCCACUAAGAUUCAUAAUCAUUUAAAUGAACGAAAAAUCCAGUUUGGAGAGAUAAUAGGGGAUUUUUAGACACUGUAAUUUCAGAUCAAUGCAUUUUGAAGACGUGCUCUUGUCAGGCUACAAUAUUUGCUAAAAUAUCAUGAACACAUGACAGAAUCAAACCCAACGCAAAGCUCCAGUAUCUGUAGUAAUGUUAACAGUAUGUGGCAUCGAAGUCUUCAGGGUCAGUGUCUAGAUAACUUUCUUUCUCCUCCCCACCUUCCACCUUGAGAGUGAUUCAAGUACACCCACACUCUUGCUUUGCUUGUUGGUCCACAGUUAGUCCAGGGCCUAGAGCCACUGUGAGGCUAUAGACAGUAAGUAGGUGAACCCCAGAGUGGGAUGCCCCAGCCUGUCAGGGUGAUAGAUUCCUGAACAGGAAGCAUGAAGCCAAACCACAGCUUGUCUACGGAUAGUGUCCGCUGUUGCCAGAGUUGAAAACUAGACUUUAAGGACAAAGUGUCACUUCUGAAACAGCAGUCUGACCCCUGUGCUUAUUCAGUCUACACCCAUCUUUCCCUGCUAUUUUUGGAUGGAGAAUUUUAAAUUAAACACAUCAAGAGGUAUUUGAGGAAUUACCACAAAGUUUUACACAACUAAAAAUAUAUACAGUAAAACCCCACAUUUACACAUCUCUGGGAAAUGUGAGAAAUGUUACAAAAAAGGAGCAAAGUAAAAUAAAGCAAGCACUAAAUUAAUGUGAAAAUAAUGAGAAGGUGCUGUUGCUGAAUAAAGUAGUAAUGGACUUUCCUCGUGUGAGACAACCACCACAGUCUGAUCAAAGGCUCAAUUCUUCUAUUUUCCUAAGGGUUAUUUGGGGCAUCAGCCUAAGAGACAUAUCUAUUAAGCACUUGUUAACACCUUAUUUUGGGACCCCUUCUGUUGGGUCAGGGAUGGGGGGAUUAUGGAAGAGUAUAUAUCUCUUUAAAAAAAAUGAGAAACUAUUAUGAAUUUCUGAGCACUCCUUAGCCCUGGGUGGGAGCUGUUUCCCUUUGGUAGGGCCAGUUGUCACUGCGGAUUGCCUUGUUUACCAAUAAUUUCUAAAAUGAGUAUAGAUUACUGAAGAGAAUGCAUUAUUUAAAAUAUCUGGGAGUAGUAUAAUUUGUGGAGAAAUGUAAAUUGUAAAUGGGGUCUCACUAUAUAUAUUAUAUAUACACACGUGUAUCGCACUUCAUAGAUGAAACUUGCUCUUUGAAGGAGCUUUGACUCCUGAUAUUUUUAUCUUGCUCCUAUUCUUUUAAUCCUGGGAGCAGUAGUUUUUAUACUUAUGUAUUUAAAUUUUAUUAUGGAAAUUACAUUUUAUUAAAGUGUUCCAAAGGCAUUAAAAUUAUAUAUGUUAAUAAGGAAAUGCAUUUUUAAAUUUUCAAGCUGCUCCUAAGCUUUUGGUUAGGAGAAUAUUUGCUCUGAAAGUAGGCUUUUCGCUCUGCUUCAUUAUUGCCUCCUUUAGUUUCUAUGAAACAGAUCGCUUACCUAAGCUUUAGUUGAAUGAUUAGUGUUCAAUAUUGCUUUAAUCACCAUAAAAAAAAGGAAAAAGAAAUUUGGUGACAGAGCACAAGUAAAUAGAAAACCUAUUUUUACAUAGAGGUCACAAAUAGCAAGUGUGAAAGCACUACUUUAUUCUGUCUAAAAUUUGCAUAAUAAGAAGUCAGAUUAAUGAAUGAGACGCUGGCCUUCCUAGGCUGUAUUUCACUGCUAAUUAAAAAGGGAGUACCAGGAUUUAUGAAAUAAAGCAUUUUAGAAAUGGGAAUGGCACCAUACAUACAUACAUACAUACAUAUAAUAUAUAUAAUAUAUAUGUGUAUGUGUGUAUAUGUAUAUAUAUUCCUGAUUUUUGCCCUGCAUGGAAUUCAAAUACAUAUUUUCCAGGGCACCAGUGUUAAAACUGUAGAGUCUUAAAUUUCAUAUGUCCACCUCUCUGCCUGUUGCUGCCCGAUAGACUUGAAUAACACUUCAAAAUAAGAGGGAACUCAGCUGAUGUGUGUUUGUUAAUUGACUGCAGUGGUCACUAAACCCUUUUUGAUAGAUUUUCUAUUAAAGAUCAGGCAGCUUGUUUAUUUUAAUUGCACAACAUUUUAACCAAGAUGUAACAGAGAAUUGGCUUUUUUUUCUAGAAAAAAAAUUGUCAUUUGCUUUUAUUUGAAGUAGGUAUCAUUAAAGACAGUUAUUGCCAAUGCUGUUUCAUACUCCAGUGGCCAGACUCAUCAUCCUUGGAAUUUCUGAUUGUGCCUUAGUUUGCUUAAAAAGAAAAGGGAUUAACAUUAAAUAAAUAUUUUGGUGUAGAAUUUGAACCUCAGACAAGAUAUUGAACCUCAUUCAGUUUGACUUCCACAUGUGUGUGCAAACUAGGUCACCAGCCAUGGGAGUGUUAGUGUGGAAGGAUGUUGGCACCGUAAGCAAUGUCGCCCAUCAGUGUACACCAGCACUACUGUAUAGUUACUGGUUGCUGUUAAGCUCUCAUUCUCCAUCUUGUUACCUGCUUCCAGUUUUCAAAUGUCCUGGCUGGUCGCACACCAUCCCUUGUGCAGCUUUUCUUCUUUCAGUUAUUGCUCCUUCCUUUCAAGCUGUGUAUUUUUGCCUGUUUGUUGCUUGUUCUUUCCUUUUCUAGUCAUUUGUGGAAUAUAGUGAUAUAUUGUGUUAAUUUGGACAGUAGCGGUUUUUAAAAACCAUAUACUGACUGAAACAUGAGCCAGAGCUGAUUACUUUAUUAAGCUAAUAAUGAAUGUUAUAGAGUACAUAUUUUCAGGAUCAUUCAUCUAGUGAGCAAUACACAUGUAGGCCAAUUUAAAAAAAAAUAGAGUUUGGUCAACCUCUAUACUACACAUAUUACAAGAUAUAGCACUUUCAAAAUGAAUCUAAACUUUUACAGAAACUUUCUUAUAGGUUAUGCUUUUUAUUUUUAAGACUUACUAUAAUUUUUUCAAGUGCCAUUAGAUAUAUAUGUAGGCCUUUGAUAUAUAAUGCUUUGUGUACAAAAAUGGUAGAUGGUAUUUUAAACAGGUACAUUUUUACAGUGUUUUCUUAUUGAUUUGCUAUGUUGCACAGCAUCAGUGUGUGUCUUUUCGUAAGGUUUUACAAUGGUUUAUUUUUUUUACAAGGUUUACGUGUCUCAAAGCACACUGUCUUCCCAGUCCAUAAGUUAAAAGAUACCAGUUCACCCAAGUUGCUUCUAGCCUACUGAGAUCCAUGUGACAUUGGAGGAGGUCUUUUUAAGUGUUGAGUAUUCGUCCUUAGCAGCAGCAGACUGUUUCUCUGACACAUGAGUGCCUCGAUUGAUUUUUGCCUUGUUUUAUUCAGACUGUUACCAGCCCAGUCUACAACACAGUAUGUCUUGAUUAUGGAGGUCUACAUAGAUACAUAAAUUGUGUUGUGUACUUUCAUGUAAAAACCCACAGAGGGUUCCUUCAGGAUCAUAUGUAACAAGAUAAUGCUACCAGCCUUGGUAAUGGCACACGUAGAUCACCUGUAAGCCUUUCUGCGGUGUCUUCAGCCCUCUGAGGAUGGAAGGCAGUGUCUUAAUAAGACAUCUAGCUCUAGAAAUGACAGAACUAUUGCUAAUGUUUAAAACACUUCAUUGUAUAAGCUUCGGUGGUACAGACGAACCAGAAUGAAUGUCUAUCUUCUCAGAAACACUCCUUCAAUAUUAUAUUGGAUCAUGCUGCUAAUGUAACUUGGGACACAACUCUUCAUGGUGCUACAAACUUCUCUGUCUCAUUCAGUUGUAUUUUUUUAUCCAUAGGAAAAGGACUACAUAGGUAUAAAGGUGUACAAUAUAUUUUUAUACUGUGACUUGAUUUGUCAUUAACAAACUUUUAUACCACCACAGUGUAUUCAUGUGCACUUGCAAAAGGAGAUCUUGGACGUGCAAAUGUUACCAGAACAAACCCAGCUUUUGUCCACAAGGUGACUGUAACUCAGAAGGAAAGUGGGCUUAACAAUUGGGCAUGGAGUGAAGAGCAUACUGUAAGUUACUAACAGCCCUU
Messenger RNA from Nannospalax galili (Upper Galilee mountains blind mole rat), 6698 nucleotides. RefSeq names its product PLAG1 zinc finger (gene Plag1). The record is from RefSeq and is a predicted model, not a curated record. Bases 742 to 2241 code for a protein of 499 amino acids. NCBI's taxonomy places the organism in Eukaryota, Metazoa, Chordata, Mammalia, Rodentia, Spalacidae. The transcript has 5 exons.